AUGGCGGGGAUCAUUCUUGCGCUCUGGGCGUCCCUGGUGUCCGCGGAGCUGGCCAAGAUGCCAGUUGGGAACCUGAGCUGCUUCUACUGCUUCAAGGUCAAACGCGCGACCCAGUGUCUGCCCAUCGCGUGCCACGCCAGCGAGCGAGUCUGCAUCUCCCACGAGGUGGUCCUCUACGCCAAACCAAAAGUCAAAGUUCUAAUCAGCAAGAAAUGUGCUACCCGGUGUCCCAACUCCAACAGUUUGUUUGAGUGGUCACCAGUCUUCAGGAUGAAGGGCAAGAUCAUCAGGCAGUGCUGCUCCAGGAAUCUCUGCAACAUGGCACCCACCUCACAGGAGGGGCUCUGGGCCCUGCCAGGGGGGCUUCUGCUGCCAGUGGGCCUGGGUCUCCUUAGGAUCCUGAUGUGA
Messenger RNA from Castor canadensis (American beaver), 408 nucleotides. RefSeq names its product lymphocyte antigen 6 family member L (gene Ly6l). Gene Ontology annotation, cellular component: plasma membrane. NCBI's taxonomy places the organism in Eukaryota, Metazoa, Chordata, Mammalia, Rodentia, Castoridae. The record is from RefSeq and is a predicted model, not a curated record.